AACUAAUCCACUUCAAGACCCAUAAACAAGUUCUCUACGAGUCAAGUAGUACGAGCUCUACUGUGACUUGCGCAUUUCCAACCACUCACAUCUCUGCAUCGAAGCAUGCACGGUAUGAUCGCCCCUUCCCUCCCAUUUCCUAGGAUAUCGUCACACUAUCGCGUGACCAACUCUCUUCUCUUGGAGAUCUUCAUGGACCCUCACGACCCGCUCUCAUCCUCGUCCUUCUAGAGUAUCAAUGGAACAAUCGACACCCUGUCACUAUCAGGGGUCCUCAGUUCCGCUGUCCAUACAGCCCAAUCCACGCGCAUCAUUCUUGCAGCACGGAACUCGGGUCCAUCAGAUCCGCCUGGUUCAGCUCGCGGACCAUACCAAUCCUUGGGGUGCUUCCACAAGAUGGCAGUGUUCGACGAGGCAGCCUUGCCGCACCGUCUAUGGAUCCCCUUGCAAAGGUAGGCGUAGUAGGUUCAUCAUUGGAAUGCAUCGUUUGCUGUUUGCAUAUCCAUAUUCAUGGCAUAUAAAGUACUUCACUUAUCACAGACCUCGAUUGGAACUUCCUUCUCUCGUCACACAACCCAACGGCGGCUGCACUUGUACUACCAGCCAACACGAGCACAACUACAUUCAACAGUCUUUAAUCCUUCCCUGCUUUGACCCGGCCGACUAAUUCAUUCGCAUUCCUGAGCAUUUUCCCUCAAUCACCACACCCAACCACUCGUCAAAAUGUGGUAUCACAUCUCCGAGGCCAACGAGUACCUCGUUGUCACCGGUGCCGGUGUUGAAGAUGUCCGCAUCGUCAAGAAGGCCUUUGUGUAUCCUUGGCAAAAGGUUGCCAGGAUAUCCGUCUCGCCCUUUGACUUUUCGCUCAAUCUUCAGGCCAUGACCAUCGAGAAGUUGCAAUUUGCUCUACCUGCAGUCUUCACCAUUGGCCCAGACAACAAACCAGAAGCUCUUAAGAAAUAUGCUCUUCUCCUGAGUGGCAACCCAGACGGAACUUCCACUACCCGAGGCAAAAGCACCGGAGCCGUCAUCGUUCCCACUCAACGCGGCCAUGUCCAAGACAUUGUCAAGGGCAUCAUCGAGGGUGAAACCCGAGUCAUUGUCUCCUCUAUGACUAUGGAGGAAAUCUUCAAAGAACGCCAAGUCUUCAAGCAAAAGGUCAUUGAAAACGUUCAGAAAGAAUUGGACCAAUUUGGUCUCUGCAUCUACAAUGCCAACGUCAAGGAACUCCAAGAUACACCCGGCUCAGAAUACUUUGCCUUCCUUUCUCGAAAGGCACAUGAAGGCGCCUCCAACCAGGCCCGUAUCGAUGUGGCUGAAGCACGCAUGCGCGGUGAGAUUGGAGAGGCCGGUAAGAGAGGCCACACCAAACAGGAGAUCUCCAAGAUCGAAGCAGAGACGGCUGUGCUUGAGACCAAGCGGAAAGCCGACAAGGCACAAGCUGAUGCCGAGCUCACAAAGAAACAAACGGAGCUCGACAUGGGCAUUCAAAUGGCCCAGAUCCAAGCCCGCCGCGCAGCUGAAGCACGUGAUGCCGAAUUGCAGAAGAAUGUCGAACUCAAGAAGGCCGCCACGGAACUUGAACGGUUGAGAGCUAAAGAUCUUGUACGAGCGCAGAUCUCCAAGGAGACCGCCCAACAAGAAGCCGAUGCCCUGUUCUAUCGCGACUCCAAGACCGCCGACGCUAAAGCCUACGCAGAGAAGCAAGAUGCCGACGCCAACCUGUUCCGUCAACAACUCGAAAUCCAAGCGAACGUCGAACGACAAACCAAAGAAGCCGAUGCCUUGUUCCAUGCCAAGAUGCGCGAGGCCGAAGCCACCAAGGCACAGGCCGAAGCAUACAAAGCCCUAGCUGACGCCUUUGGCGGACCUCAAGGCCUACUGACCUACAUGAUGCUGAAAGAAAACACACACGAAAAACUUGCUCUUGCCAACGCCAAGGCCAUCCAAGGCCUACAACCCAAGAUCACCGUUUGGAACACGGGCUCCGAUGGUACAGGCGCCGGGGCUGAAGCUGCGGGCAUCGCCCCAAUCAAGAAUCUCAUGCAAAGUCUGCCCCCAUUGUUCAGCACCAUCCAUGAUCAGACUGGUAUUGCUCCGCCUAAUUGGAUGGUGCAGAUGCCCAAGCAAGACCAAUCUGGUCUCAGUGACUUGGAGAAGAAGAAGCAGCAGCUGAUCAACGGCGACAAGACUCAUUGAUCUACCCUGAUCUGAACAGAUCAAUUAUACCCCGACCCACGACCACAUCCACUCGACCACAUCCAUUAGCAUACCAUUUCUUUUGUCAGUUUAUCCAGCAUACUACGCACAGUCCAAUCAUCAUAUCAUUGGAAAGGGAAGGAAGAUGACUCCAAGUGAGCUGGAGUCAGAAGGGCCAUGCUUGAAGAGAUUGUGAGGCCUACCUGUACAUUUAGUUGCGAAAUGUUUCCGCAUGUUUUAUCGCUGAAUACCCAUUAUAUCUGUAUCAUUGAUUAUUACUUUUGUAUCAACUACAAUCUAUUCCACAUCUUUCAUACUUCAUCUCAUGUAGC
Messenger RNA from Exophiala mesophila, 2531 nucleotides. RefSeq lists its product as uncharacterized. Gene Ontology annotation, cellular component: plasma membrane. NCBI's taxonomy places the organism in Eukaryota, Fungi, Ascomycota, Eurotiomycetes, Chaetothyriales, Herpotrichiellaceae. The record is from RefSeq and is a predicted model, not a curated record. Bases 724 to 2199 code for a protein of 491 amino acids. The transcript has 2 exons. Gene Ontology annotation, biological process: protein localization to plasma membrane.